ACUGUUAGGAUCGGUGUGGAGAUGUUGAAAUUCCAUAUCCAUUUGGUACAACUGAAGGUUGCUCCCUAGAUGGUGAUUUUUUGAUAAGAUGUAACGAUUCGUCCGGCCAUCCUCCUGAACUAAUAGCCGGUAAAAAUUUGAUUGUCAAAAAUAUUUCCAUGGACGGCGAGCUUGACAUCUUGAUGUAUAUAGCCAAACGGUGUUACGAGAGUGGUGAGCUAGUUGAGCCUACCAACAAUCCCUCGAUCAACUACCCGGCUUUCACAAUUUCCAACACCAAAAACAAGUUCCUCACCAUCGGCUGCGACACUUAUUCCUACCUCAAUGCUUUCCGAAACAAUGAAAGCAUCUCCAUAGGCUCCGUGUCUAUAUGCAAAAGUCGUACAAAUGUCGAAGAUGGAUCUUGCAAUGGGAUUGGGUGUUGCCAGGUUGACAUCCCAACUGGAUUGAAGAACUUGAAUUUAAAAGCUUAUAGCUUUAACAAUCACAGAAAUGUCUCUGAUUUCAAUCCAUGCAGCUUUGCUUUUGUGGCUAAAGAGGAUGACAUGUUCAAUUUCUCCUCUAGUUAUCUUGAAAGCCUGCAAGGGAAUGAGACCUAUCCAAUGGUUUUUGAUUGGGCAAUCGGUGAUGAAAACUGUGGAACUGCUCAGAACAGGUCAGAUUACGUAUGUGGGGGGAACACCUCAUGUGUUACUCCCCCAAAAGGGGUCGAUGGGUAUCGUUGCAAGUUCAACAAAGGUUAUGAAGGAAACCCAUACCUCCCUCAUGGUUGCCAAGAUAUUAAUGAGUGCAAAGCAUAUCCGAAUCCCUGCGAUAUUACUACAUCAAGAUGCAACAACAUUGAUGGGGAUUUUACAUGUACGUGCCUCGACGGAUACGAAGGCGAUGGGAAGAUCAUAAACGGAAAAGGUUGCAGACUUAAAGCCGGGGCCAACCGAUCAAGGAUUAAUAUCAUUAUUCCACUCGGUAAGUAGGCAAAAUAUUAAUGUGUGUGUAUAUAUAUAUAUAUAAUUG
Molecule: messenger RNA, 1014 nt
Organism: Carya illinoinensis
Lineage: Eukaryota; Viridiplantae; Streptophyta; Magnoliopsida; Fagales; Juglandaceae
Product: wall-associated receptor kinase 2-like
Exons: 2
Coding region: 159-974 (271 amino acids)
Molecular function (GO): calcium ion binding
Source: RefSeq, a predicted model, not a curated record